Beauveria bassiana ARSEF 2860 is the source of this 756-nucleotide messenger RNA. RefSeq names its product protein phosphatase regulator. Gene Ontology annotation, molecular function: glycogen binding; protein phosphatase 1 binding. Gene Ontology annotation, biological process: regulation of glycogen biosynthetic process. The coding region runs from base 1 to 756 and encodes 251 amino acids. Lineage: Eukaryota; Fungi; Ascomycota; Sordariomycetes; Hypocreales; Cordycipitaceae. Gene Ontology annotation, cellular component: protein phosphatase type 1 complex. The record is from RefSeq and is a predicted model, not a curated record. The transcript has a single exon.
AUGGUACAUUUUGACUCGACUGUACAGGUCUGUCCAUUCUUUCAGCUUGAAAGUCCCAUCGCUAUCAGCACAGAAUCGUCUUGCGCCGAUGAUGGCCAACUCGGCCGAGACCAGUUGCCCGACUUGUACAGCUUUCCAUCCACUGGCGACGAUAGUGACGAUAGUGACGGCGAAGACUCUGUUUGGGUUAUCAAUCCUACCUAUACCAGGGAGCCUGAAAAACCUGAUGCCACAAGUUUCGUGCAACUCUGCGGACUUCGUUUGUCCAGCGACAAUAAGCUGAUAUGUGGCUCUCUUGCUGUCGCAGCUACCACUGGUACACAGUCUGCUGCCUGCCGAUUCACCUUUGACGGUUGGGAAACCGUCUCCGAGGUGUGCGCAAUGCCCACUCGUCAAGCGGAACAAGGGAUGGGAUACGACUGGUUUCAUUUCGAGGUCAACAUCUCUGGACUUGCACACCUGAAGCGCCGUAGCUGCAUCUUGUGUGUUCGCUGCAUCAUCGACGGGCAGGAGUACUGGGAUAAUAAUGCCGGUUCAAACUUCCGGGUUCACUUUAUACGGCAGCAUCAUCAUCGCCGUCAGAAGCAGGGUCAACAACAGCAUCAUCAGACACGGCAACAAAACAUAGUUGAUACAGCGCGGUGGCUCUGUCCACUGACGACAGCUAAAUCUUCUGCGCCAGCCACGGAUUAUUUCGACAUAUCCUGUGCAUCUUACGAGGAUAUUAUCGACAAAUAUUGUUUUGUAUGUAUAUGA